Sesamum indicum (sesame) is the source of this 1827-nucleotide messenger RNA. Lineage: Eukaryota; Viridiplantae; Streptophyta; Magnoliopsida; Lamiales; Pedaliaceae. The record is from RefSeq and is a predicted model, not a curated record.
UUACCACCCCACCUCCAAACACCUCAGCCCCACCACUUCUCUCUAGGGUUAGUCAAUGACAACAUUGAGACACCAUUUCAAAACCAAGCAUAUCCAGAUUGGAAUUUGAUCAACACUACUCAAGAGAGCAAUGAAGUCCCCAAAGUUGCUGAUUUCUUGGGAGUCAGCAAAUCAGAUAGCCACUCGGAGCUCGUUUCCUACAACGAAAUCCAGUCGACCGAUUCCGACUUCCUGUUCUCGAGCAAUAGCUUGGUGUCGGUGCAGCACACGCUGGCGGCUGCUGAGGCCGCUACCAGCUACGACAAUCUGCAAGAAAAUGCAUGUAACAUGCAGCAAUUGACACUCUCAAUGGGCAGCGGCAAGGGUUCCACCAGUGAGACUAGUGCUAGUGGCACAGCAAGUGCAGACAAUAGUAAUAGUACUAGUAUUGUUGAGCCUGCCCCUAGGAGGACAUUGGACACUUUUGGCCAAAGAACAUCCAUAUACAGAGGCGUCACUAGGCAUAGGUGGACGGGCAGGUACGAAGCUCAUCUAUGGGAUAACAGUUGCAGAAGGGAAGGCCAAUCAAGGAAAGGCCGUCAAGUGUAUUUAGGUGGAUAUGAUAAAGAGGAAAAAGCUGCUAGGGCGUAUGAUCUUGCUGCACUGAAGUACUGGGGAACUUCUACCACUACCAAUUUCCCAAUCAGCAACUAUGAGAAGGAACUUGAGGAGAUGAAACAUAUGACAAGGCAAGAAUUUGUGGCCUCUAUAAGAAGGAAGAGUAGUGGGUUUUCCAGGGGAGCUUCAAUGUACCGUGGUGUAACAAGGCAUCAUCAGCAUGGAAGGUGGCAAGCAAGAAAUCUGCAAAUAUAUAUAUAUAUAUAUAUAUAUACUCUUCUUCCUCUUGAUCCAGGCACUGAGGAGGAAGCUGCGGAAGCCUACGACAUCGCGGCGAUCAAAUUCAGAGGCCUAAACGCUGUCACAAACUUCGACAUGAGCCGCUACGACGUGAAGGCGAUACUAGAGAGCAACACUCUCCCUAUCGGCGGCGGAGCCGCCAAACGUCUAAAGGAGGCACAGGCAAUCGAGUCAUCAAGAAAACGCGAAGAAAUGAUCUCUCUUGGCUCCACCUUCCAGUACGGCGGGUCGUCAUCGCCGUUGCUCUCCUUACAGAACCAGGAUCUCUCCCACUACAGUACUACUCAGGAUUCCUCGCAUUAUCAGAGCUACAUUCAGACACAGCUGCAGCUGCAUCAACAGCAGCCGUGUUCUUACAACGUGAACCCUAAUCAUUCCAGCUCCAGCUCGAGCCAGUUCUACGGGAGCUAUAAUCCGGUGCUGCUGCAUGGGUUGAUGAACAUGGGGUCUUCAUCUUCUGUGAUGGAUAACAAUGGGAGCUCAAGUGGGAGUUACAGCGGAGGGUUUCUUGGGAACGGGCUGGCGAUGGGGUCGGGAUCGGGAUCAGGUUCGGGUUCAGGUGGAGGUGGUUCGGCUGAGGAACUGGCGCUGGUGAAAGUGGAUUAUGAUCAUAUUCCUUCGGCUGCAGCUGCUUACGGCGGGUGGUCGGGAGAGACGACGGUGCAGGGAUCAAAUCCUGGUGUUUUUAGCAUGUGGAAUGAUUGAUCGGACAAUGAUCAAUCAUGUGAUGGCGAUUAAGGAUGAGGAUGAAGAUGGUUGGAUUAUUACUAAUUAUUAUUAUGAUUAUUAAUUUCUAUGUUUUUUGAUGAUUUUGUUAAUUUGUGGGAUGAAAUUAAAGGUGCGUGGGUGGGAAGAGCCGAAUUUUACUUGGCAUGUUGAGCAAUUUUCAAUGCGAUUACCUAAAGAAAAUGUUCCGGCUAUAUAUAUACA